UCUCUGUCCUCUCUCUGACGGCUGUGUUAUCCAGAGAUGCUGCACUCCAAGAAAACCGUGAAGUCCUUCAGCAGUGUCUCUUUAGUAAGUAUGAGCAAAACUAGGAGGACCCCCCUCACCCGUUCAGGGAUGGUUUUUCGAGAAGGAUGGGGAUCCAGUCCAGCCUUAUUCCCUCCAAUUAAAGCUGUAAGGGUCAAUGAAAGUCUUCUGGAACCCCUGAACUUAGAGAUUGACCCAGACAUCCAUUCCAUCAGGAUUCAGGAGAAAGAGGAAAUCAAGGCACUCAACAACCGCUUUGCUUCAUUCAUUAAUAAAGUGUGCUUCCUGGAACGGCAAAACAAGAUGCUGGAGACUAAGUGGUCUCUCCUGCAGGAACAAACAAGCCGCCAAACCAAACCUGAUAUUAAGUUUGAGUCCUACAUUGCUAUGCUGCGCAGACAGCUGGAUGCUCUAGGCAAUGAAAAAGUGCGUCUGGAGUCUGGCCAGCGGGACAUGAUCAGCCUGGUAGAAGACUUCAAGAGCAAGUAUGAAGAUGAAAUUAACAAACGGAUUGACUCUGACAACAAAUUUGUGCUCCUUAAAAAGGAUGCUGAUGAGGCUUAUCUGAAUAAAGUGAAACUGGAAUGUAAAUGGGACAGCCUAACAGAUGAGAUCAAGUUUCUUUGUCAGAUUUACGAGGCGGAUCGCCAUGAGCUCCUGACUCAGAUCAAGGACACAUCAGUUGUUGUAGAGAUGGACAACAGCCGAAACUUGGACAUGGACGCCAUUGUGGCUGACGUUCGUGCUCAGUAUGAGGACAUCGCCAACCGAAGCCGUGCCGAAGCAGAGAGCUGGUACAAACAUAAGUAUGAAAAAAUGCAGUUGACGGUAACCAAACAUGGGGAUGACCUGAAAAACUCAAAGGCUGAAAUCGCAGAGUACAAUCAAAGAAUUGCACGUAUACACUCUGAGAUGGAACUUGUUAAGGGACAGCAUUUAAACCAUGAGGCGCAGAUCAAAGAGGCAGAAAAACGAGGUGAACUAGCUGUGAAAGAUGCAAAACUGCGUCUGCAGGAGCUGGAAGCAGCUCUUCUCAGAGCUAAACAGGAUAUGGCUCGUCAGGUGCGUGAGUACCAGUCACUGUUGAACAUCAAACUGGCUCUGGACAUAGAGAUCGCCACCUAUAGGAAACUCCUGGAAGGAGAAGAGAGCAGACUGCAUGGUUCAUUCAAGACUCACACCAUCUCUAAUCCACACUCCUUGAACUAUGACCUUGAAAGCAGCCGCCUUACAAGUUCCUCAUCCCAAAGUAUUGGCAAGAAAACAGGCCUGGUUAUGCAGGACGUUAAGGGUGACAGUGCUAGAAGCCUCAGCAGUAGCACUGCCACCAUGACCAAAAGCACAAAGACCACCAUCUUCACCAGUGAGAAACUCAUAGCUAUGGAAGGAAGUGUGCAACUGAUGGAUAUGUCUGCAGACGAACAAGAGGAGGAUGUUUUUGAAUAACGGAAGAACAGAUGGAUUGUGCUGUGCACUGGGCCCAGGAUCAGGUUUUCAUAGGUUGGCCUCCACCCCCUCCCCUGGGCUCCAUGAGCAUGUCUAGUUUAGCUUCUGUUGCUGAGCUGUGGCAUAUAACAAAACAAAUGACUAAAUGUCUGUCACUGUGAGCACAGUCAGAAAGUAUGAGAAACAUCUUUGGUGCACUUUUCUGGUAACUAUUGAGGCCUAUAUUCAAAUAAAGUCAAUACUUGCAAAACAUAGGUGCAAGAAAUAAACAUUUUGUUCCACAUAUGUAGAAAAUUUAUCUGAAUAUAAUGCUACUUUAUCUACCAUUUUUAACGUAAAAAUAAUUGUGGGAAUUUGUAGCUAUGUACAAAGACUCCAAUUAAAUAAAUUUCUCAUACCAUUCUAAAUUGCAAAUUUUUAUUUUGUUAUUAUAUUGUUUUCACUCAUUAUUAUAAUCAUAAAUUCACUGGUUUGUGGCACAUAUGAUUUUACCGUAUAUGGUUGCACUUUGUUAGUUAUUUAUCUAUAGCAGCUGAAGAAUUUGAAGUUUUGCACAGAAAAUGGAUUUAUUCUGUGUUAAGAGUCAGCAAAAAUGCAGCAUAGAAACGAAGAUGUCAGGAUUGCACUCAUUUCUCCAGAUGACUUGUUUAAAAAAAAAAAAUUAAUAAAAUUGAUGCAUGGCAACAAAGAAAAUUUCUUUGAGCUUUCACCUUUCUGCUGCUCUUCAUAUUACUUCGAAGUUGCCUGUUUGAAUGUGAUCCUUCAUUGUACUUCCAUUCUUAGCCAGCAGGAGG
Molecule: messenger RNA, 2279 nt
Organism: Carassius gibelio (silver crucian carp)
Lineage: Eukaryota; Metazoa; Chordata; Actinopteri; Cypriniformes; Cyprinidae
Product: keratin, type II cytoskeletal 8-like
Exons: 9
Coding region: 37-1485 (482 amino acids)
Biological process (GO): keratinization; intermediate filament organization
Cellular component (GO): keratin filament
Molecular function (GO): structural constituent of skin epidermis
Source: RefSeq, a predicted model, not a curated record